Messenger RNA from Drosophila sulfurigaster albostrigata, 689 nucleotides. RefSeq names its product programmed cell death protein 6. Gene Ontology annotation, molecular function: calcium ion binding. Bases 123 to 659 code for a protein of 178 amino acids. NCBI's taxonomy places the organism in Eukaryota, Metazoa, Arthropoda, Insecta, Diptera, Drosophilidae. The transcript has 3 exons. The record is from RefSeq and is a predicted model, not a curated record.
ACCAAUACGGGCUGAGUCACAAUAACUAGAUUAAUUACGAAAAUAUUGUUUUUUUGUGAAUUCCUCAAUUUAACAGUUUUUUUUUGUCAAUAUUGAAUAAUUGAGAUUUUUAUAAAUUCAAUAUGUCGUAUCAACAAGGAAUAAUGCCAGAUCAAUCAUUUCUUUGGGAUGUGUUUCAAAGAGUUGAUAAAGACCGAAGCGGACAUAUUUCUGCCGAUGAACUUCAAGUAGCCCUUUCCAAUGGCACCUGGUCUGCAUUCAAUCCCGAAACAGUCCGCUUGAUGAUUGGAAUGUUUGAUCGCGAAAACCGAGGAACAGUUUCAUUUCAAGAUUUUGGAGCACUUUGGAAAUAUGUAACCGAUUGGCAAAAUUGUUUUCGAUCCUUUGACAGAGACAAUUCCGGAAAUAUUGAUAAACAUGAACUAAAGACUGCGCUUACAUCAUUUGGUUAUCGCCUUUCCGACCACCUUGUUGAAGUUCUUUUACGUAAAUUCGAUCGAUUUGGUCGUGGGACUAUUCUUUUUGACGAUUUUAUUCAAUGUUGCAUUGUCCUCUAUACUCUUACAACAGCGUUUAGACAGCACGAUACGGACAUGGAUGGAGUCAUCACUAUUCACUAUGAACAAUUUUUAAGCAUGGUGUUCUCUCUUAAAAUUUAAUUUAAUAAAAAUUAACAACAAUAAAAACAA